Aspergillus vadensis CBS 113365 is the source of this 2154-nucleotide messenger RNA. RefSeq names its product sensor histidine kinase/response regulator Fos-1/TcsA (gene fos-1). The transcript has a single exon. Gene Ontology annotation, molecular function: phosphorelay sensor kinase activity. Gene Ontology annotation, biological process: phosphorelay signal transduction system; phosphorylation. NCBI's taxonomy places the organism in Eukaryota, Fungi, Ascomycota, Eurotiomycetes, Eurotiales, Aspergillaceae. Bases 1 to 2154 code for a protein of 717 amino acids. The record is from RefSeq and is a predicted model, not a curated record.
AUGGAUCUCAAUAAACGCCUGUUCCAUCUCGAUAUCGAGAAUAAGCCCCAACCUCAACCCCUCAACUUCUCCAUGGUAACCACGCCACCGGACGAUGAGGAUGAUGACGAGGUGAAUCAUCUUGAACUUAAGGUCCGGUCGAAGCAAUCUCCUCACGAGCAUGACAAGCCGCAUCCCCGUGAAAAGAACAUGCCCGAUACCGAUGUGCAGCAACCUCCAGCGGGUCUAGGUCGAAUAUAUCGCUAUACCCCCAUUCCCAGCGUCAUUCUUGAUCCUUCAUUACAUGUCGUGGAGGUUUCUAAUUCCCACGUGGCGUUCGCCGGGCUAUCGAGGGAGCUGUUACUCGGCCGGUUCAUCUGUGACGUCUGUCCACGCAUACUGCCGGCCAUAGAUAUUGCUACUCUGUUUGGCGCAUUGCGCGCCGCCAUCACGACGCAGGACGUCCAGUCGAUCGACAAAAUUUGUAUAGAUGAUGCCAGCGCUUGCUAUACUCUUCGCAUUACCCCCAUUUUGGAAAACUCUAAUCUGUUAUACAUUGUCCUGGAGGCACUUGAUAUCACCAAGCGUCAGGUUAAAUCAGUGUCCAAAUCCCUUGGGUCUUACUCCAAUGAGACCUACAAGGUCCUGCUUGACACAGUCAAGGACUAUGCCAUCUUCAUGCUCGACACACAUGGCCAUAUUGUAACUUGGAACACGGGAGCAGCCCUGCUGAAAGGGUACUCAGCCAAGGAGAUCAUCGGACGUCACUUUUCCACCUUCUAUAGCCUGGAGGAUCGCAUGGCGGAUAAGCCCGGCAAAGAACUGGAGGUAUGUCUUCGGGAGGGCAAAGUGGAGGACGAAGGCUGGCGGUACCGCAAGGAUGGUUCUAGGUUUUGGGCCAACGUGUUGAUCACUCCUAUGUACGCUCUGGGCCGCCAUAUUGGCUUCACCAAGGUCACCCGUGACUUGACGGAACGCAAUGCAGCCGAAGCCCGCAUGAUCGCGGCCUUUGAAGAGUCAUCGAGGUUGAAGACUGAUUUUCUUGCCAACAUGAGUCAUGAGAUUCGCACGCCAAUGAACGGCAUGCUUUUAGCCCUCACAUCGCUGAUGGCCACGGAAAUGAACGAACAGCAGCGCGAAUAUUCUUCUAUCAUCGAAGAUUCGACCAACGUCCUACUCCAAGUCAUCAAUGACGUCCUCGACUAUUCCAAAUUGUCGUCGGGAUCUUUCACUCUACAUCCGGAUACUUUCAGUGUCGACAGUAUCACAAACGCGGUCGUGCGGAACUGCAAGGGCGCUCUGAAACCCGGCGUUCAACUGACCAGCUUCAUCUCACCCAACUUUCCGUCCCAGGUCGAGGGUGAUCCGUUGCGGUAUCGUCAGGUCCUCCAGAAUCUUAUCAGCAAUGCAGUCAAGUUCACCGAGGAGGGCUACGUCAAGAUUAACACCACUUUCUCCGAAGAUGCGGAGGAUCCCAGUGUAUAUAACAUCCGGACCGAGGUUGCGGAUACGGGAGUUGGUGUUCCCGAAGAUGCUCUUGGCUCGUUGUUCACACCAUUCACCCGCUUCGCCGAGUCUGGUUCGAAGAGAUAUCAAGGGACGGGUCUCGGCUUAUCGAUCUGCAAAAGUUUGGCCGAACUUAUGGAUGGCAGUGUCGGAUACCGGCCCAAUCCAGAGAGAAAUGGCAGUGUCUUCUGGGUCACAGCCAAGAUGCAUCGGGUGAGCGUGACGCCGCCCGCUAGAACGACUGGGACACCCGUUGAAGACGUCGGUGAUAUCGAACGAAAGAUCCAUGACAUUGCUCCUCACAAACACGUUCUGCUGGUUGAGGAUAACUUGGUUAACCAGAUGAUGAUGCUCAAGCUUCUCCAGAAUAUGGGCUUCGCGCGGAUUGAUACAGCAUGGGAUGGAGCAGAGGCGGUUCGACUGGUCAAGCAGCAGCCUUUAUCCUACAAUACCAUUCUUAUGGAUAUCGGCAUGCCGGUGCUGGAUGGUGUACAGGCGACACGCCAGAUACGGCAAAUGGAACUAGAGAUGCCCAUCAUUGCGCUUACAGGGAACGUUAUGCCAGGAGACAUAGAGCAUUACAUGAAGCAGGGAAUGAGCGACCAUAUCGGGAAACCAAUCCAUCAGAAACAAUUAAUGCGUUUGCUUUGGAAGUGGAUGGGGACAUGA